Messenger RNA from Coregonus sp. 'balchen', 3778 nucleotides. The record is from the annotation of a GenBank genome assembly. Lineage: Eukaryota; Metazoa; Chordata; Actinopteri; Salmoniformes; Salmonidae.
AUGGGACAUGGAGACGAGCUUCCGGGAGCCGACCCAGAGAACAUCCAUAAAGCUGUCCACAGGGCCAUGACGAAACCCACCAACACCCGGCCCUGCGGUUAGAGAGGGAGAACAGAAAGAAAGGGACACAACGCAGAGACAAAGACAGGGAGACAACACAGGGACAAAGACAGGGAGAGACAGAGAGAGGGACAAAGAAAGAGAGAGAGAGAGAGAGCGAGACAGAGCGAGCGAAAGAGAGGGGGGGACAACAUAAGGACAGAGAGAGAGACAGCACAGGGACAAAGAAAGCGAGAGACAGGCAAAGAGGGACUAAGGGAAAGGAAGACAAGACACAGAACAAGAGGGGAACAGAUAUAGAAAAAGAGAGAUCGAAAGAGCAGGGUGGGUGAGGGAAAACUAGUGGAUGUCUGUGGGGACUCAUCCCCUUGCUGUUUGACGUUUGGCUGGGGAGACUGAAACCGGAGCCAUAGCGUCCUAUUACCAAUGAGUUCUCCUUGUGCUGGAUCCCAGUCCCUCUCCUCACGCUCGCAGCAUUUGGGUUCAAUCAAAGAAAUCAACUCGGCCACGGUUGUCUUGGUCUCUGUUGAAAUUGUGGGCCUUGCUCCAUCAAAGGCAGGCCAGUCGAGUACAUAGAUACAUCACAAUAUGUGGCUAUAGUAGUUGACAGAAAGAUAAAGAUUGCAGAUGUGCAUGCGUCAGAUCCCUUAUGUUGAUAAAAUGGAGAAAAAUAUACUACUUUUGAUAGGAGUAAAAUAUACUGCUUUUGAUAGGAGUAAAAUAUACUGCUUUUGAUAGGAGUAAAAUAUACUGCUUUUGAUAGGAGUAAAAUAAACUGCUUUUGAUAGGAGUAAAAUAAACUGCUUUUGAUAGGAGUAAAAUAUACUGCUUUUGAUAGGAGUAAAAUAAACUGCUUUUGAUAGGAGUAAAAUAAACUGCUUUUGAUAGGAGUAAAAUAAACUGCUUUUGAUAGGAGUAAAAUAUACUGCUUUUGAUAGGAGUAAAAUAAACUGCUUUUGAUAGGAGUAAAAUAUACUGCUUUUGAUAGGAGUAAAAUAAACUGCUUUUGAUAGGAGUAAAUGUACCAUGCUGUCAUGUUUGUGUUUGCUACUCUUGAUUGAGCUAUGAUAAUUCCAACACAGUGAAAGUACGUUAAAAGUGUCAAAGAAGGGUCUAAUUCAUAUAAUUUAAUCUCCUUCGCAGCCUAACAUGUCAAAUCAUGUCUGAAACUUCAAUUUCACAAUGUAGAUAUCACACACACACACACACACACACACACACACGCACGCACACACACUCCGACAAAACUAGAAAAUGUGAGUUGGAGUUGGAGCCCAGCUGCUGGCUGACAGAUGUGACAAGCCAAACCUAGGUAAUCUCCUCUUGGUGCAUGUGGCCAGGGUCUGAUUCAAAUCUAUAUACGGCCUGUAAUGGAGCCCAUCACAUCUCAUUACAUGGAAUAUUACAGAAAUGUGAACCCUUAAACUGCUUCCAGUCAACCCGAAUCUUGUUUGGACCUGAAAAGUUGUUCUGUGUGUAACCCCUGAUUUAUGAUGGAUGAGGUUGAUAAUCAUCUUCCAAGCGUAUUAUUUUGUGUUUCUGUUUCGUAUAAACAGUACUCGGUAGAACCAAACUGUGUUUAUCCGAUUGAAACAGCAAUAACCAGGAGUGUUCUUAUUUUCUUGGUUCUAGCUGAUCUUGUGUCGGGUAGUACGCUCUGGGAGGUACCCAUAGCCCCCUUUGGAUCUUUCUCCAACCAUACGACCAGCCUGGAAUGGGAGCCACAGUGUCAGUAUCGCCACCUGCAGGACGGCGUCAGAAUCACAGCCGACAUUCCCCCAAAACUGGAGGGCAGCUGGGUGUCAACAAGGCAAGUGUUGUCCAAAUAAAGUUUAGAACGGUACAGGCUAUUUCCUGAAUAUGCACCAUCUAACACAUCCUUUGUGAUCUAAUGAUGAAUAUGGGAAACUCUUCCACAAUUGUCACUUUUUUUGUCUUUGUGGAGGUGUGCUCGGUCUAGGAGCCUCGAGGUGAUUCAGAAGGUUGUUGUUUGCAUAAGACACCCAGAUAAUUAAUUAUUUCAUCACAUUUCAUUCAAGUCAAUCAAUCCAUCAAUCAAUCAAUCAUCCAUCCAUCUAGCUGCUAAAAUGGAACUGACAAUCUCCCUUCAACCUCUUUCUCCCUGUAGAUGUGAAGUUCGGCCUGGCCCUGAGUUCCUGACCCGUUCCUACACCUUCUACCCAAGCCGCCUGUUCAAAGCCCUGCAACACUACUACACUGACAGUGGGUGCGAAGAGCCCACCUACUCUCUGGUGGUCCGGGGCAAGCUCCGUCUUCGCCAGGCGUCCUGGAUCACCCAGGGUGCCACUGAGACCGAGCACCACCUCCACAAAGUGGGCAUUGUCAUCCACAGCCCAGGCGCAAUGCACCAGCUGGCCGCCCGUCUACCCCCUGUGUGUGUGGGCCUCACCCUGGGCGGCAUGGUGCCCGGGCGCCUGUACGAGCUGUACAACGCCCGGGCAGGGAGGGAUUGUCUGGGUGCCUCGUGGUACUCGAUGAUGGAGCUGGGCUUGGUGAGAGUGGAGACCCAGCAUCAGCCAAAUGGAGGUCUGGUUCAGGAGCUCUUCCUUGGGGACGUGCACACAGACUGGACCCAGAGGACAUACUAUCGACCAACGGGCUACCAGCAGCCACUGCAGAACGCUAUGGUGAGAUUACGGACUCCCCAUUAAUAAGAUACAUGUAGAUUAAGGAUUUUAUUAAAAUGUAUUUCAGGACAUUGUAAGUGAAUUUGGUAAUUCUCGUUCUAUCCAUUCUUCAACUGAUGCUGAAUACCUUUCACAGUGAUACACUAACUGAAACAUAAACAGUGUCCCAAUCUCCAAACGACCAUACUACUGUAUGGUCAAUACAUGGCUUCAUAUUAAGUAGCCUGCCAUUUUGGAUGACAGUGGAUGACAUUCUACUGUAUAACCCUAAACCUUACCUUUCUACAUCUAUUUUCUACCAGCACCACAUCCACCCCUGCCCGGCGUGCGCCCUGCUGUUCCGGGCCUCAGAACAGCGCCCCCCGGUGUUACCCCGUGUCCCUGCAGCAACCCCUCCAUCUUUGGACGGCCGCUGGGUGAGCCAACGCUGCGAAGCCCGGCCCGCCGUCCUCUUCCUCACCCGAGACUUCACCUUCCGCCCAGAUGAGCACUCAUGGGAAGGCCUCUACCACCACUACUCGGACCCCUCUUGCAGCCAGCCCACCUUCACCCUGCGGGCCUCGGGCCACUACGCCCAGGGAGGCCCCUCGGCCAAAGUGGCAGGAGGCACUGAGUUUGUCUUCAAGGUAACCCGGGUCAGAGUCACCGUCCUGGAAGGGGCCACGGCCAGGGUGCUCAACGAGACCAGGCGGGGCAGCUGCGGGAAGGCAGGGGGGUGGGAGGUGGGGGUGGAGCAGGACGUGACCCUCACGGAUGGGUGUACCGUCCUGGGGAUCAAGCUGCCGCACAAAGAGUACGAGCUGUUCAAGACAGAGCUGGACCAUCGACGGCGCUCUCUGCUGUUCAUCGGGGAGAGGCCGACGGAUGGCUCCAGCCCUGACCGGCCCCAGAAGAGGCCCACGUCCUACCAGGCCCCCAUGGUGCAUUGUAGCGAGGAGGACACCCCCACAUCGCAACGCCACACCAACCAGCUCAAGCUAGCAGCUAGUGGAACCAAUAACCUACCACGGCUCCCUGGCUUUGUCCUAGUACUGGUCUCUUUACUGUGGGGUUGGUACUGUGUGUUCUAG